ACUUUCCCGCGCCCGAGACGGGCAUGCCAAGCAGCUCAUAACGAGUUCUAAUCGGAUGUCGGAGUUGAUCACUUGACACAACCGUUGGUUUAUAACAACCGGGCGGCAUCGCACCGGCAUCACGAAACUAGCUUUCAUUAGUGGGAAGUUGCACCUCGUCCGGACCCAAACCGUUGGCUUCCACCAUACGCUGGCCACUAAUGGCACUGCUGAUUAUCGUUCAAUUUGCACCAUUUAGUAGCAUCGCGAGUAAGCGAACGCUUUUGGGAGUUUGAUUACAGCGUUCGGUACGAUCGUGCUCCGUUCGCUGGCACGAUGAAGCGCACUUUCGACUACCAUCCGCCAACGAUUUGCUACGACAAGCCCGCGAUGGCCGUCGUCUCCAAAGACGAGUACGAAUCCCGUCGGAUUCGGGCGCUGGCCGGCACCCGCGUGCUGGAGCUGAUCGUGCCGAAGCGAUCGGCCCGCACGUGGACGAUGCAGGCCGGCGAUAUGUGCCGCGUGUCCCUUCCCGAAGGGUCGCAGGUCGGCGAUUUGAAUCUGUGGAACCUGGAGCACCCCCGACAGGAACGGUUCUAUUCGGGCAAAACGCGCCAGAUCCAUUCGACGCACCUGAAAACGUACGAUCGACUGUGGAGCUGCUUUCCGUACCUGCGGCCGAUGGCCACUUUUGUGCGGGAUUCGCUCGCAGACUACGGCAUCGAUCGGGAUGGCGGAUCGCUGCACGAUGUGGUCGGGACGAGGUGUGAUGACUACAUCUACAAGCUUAUUACGGGGCAGGAUCGGUUCGGCAGCUGCCACAGCUACCUGACCGAGGCCGUGAAGGAGCACGGUUUGGGCGAGGAGGAUGUGCACGACACGUGGAACAUUUUCAUGUGCACCGGGUUUACGCAGGACACUCAGCAGUACUUUUGUAAGCCAAGUCCCGCUCGGAAAGGUGACUGCAUUGAGUUUUUGGCGGAAAUGAAUCUGCUCGUUGCGCUCAGCGCUUGCCCGCAGGGUGAUGUUUCGAUACAGGUCGGCCAGAAAGUGCCGGACGAAAAGUGUUUCCCAUUGCUGGUGGAGGUUUUCCGAGCGAAUUGAUGCGCUGUGCGAUAGAAUCAAGACCAUAAUACAUUAAUACAGCUCUUUAUUAAAUUAAAUGUUUGCAACGCUUUUAA
Molecule: messenger RNA, 1160 nt
Organism: Anopheles arabiensis
Lineage: Eukaryota; Metazoa; Arthropoda; Insecta; Diptera; Culicidae
Exons: 3
Coding region: 316-1083 (255 amino acids)
Source: RefSeq, a predicted model, not a curated record